AUGCAUUUUGUCCGGAACUGUCCGUUUUCGGAGCACCAGUGCAAACAGUGCAACCGAAUUGGCCACAAGGAAGGCUAUUGCGGCUGUUAUUCCAAACGGCAGACAGUUCCAGGCGGAGGGGAAAAGAAAACAUCGAAUCAUUCACCAUCGAAUCAGCCAUCAAAUCAGCAAACGAAUCAGCCAGCAAAUAGACAAAACAACCCUCGGAAAGUCAACGCUAGAGGAGUAUACAUCGUGAACCACAUUGUGAACCACAUCGCUAACCGUUCCAGUAACCGAAAGUACGUGCCUACUUUGAUCAACGGCGUGGCUACCAGGCUCCAACUGGACACAGCAAGCGAUAUCACGGUGAUAUCAAAGCAAACCUGGAACAACUUGGGUAACCCUUCAAUCAUCAAACCGACGAUCCAAGCAAUCAACGCGUCGGGCAAACCACUUCAUCUGAUGGGUGAGUUCCAGUGCGACGUCAGCAUCAACGGAAAAACUGCUCGAGGCAGAUGUUUCGUAACGACGACUGCCAACCUCAACCUUCUCGGCAUCGACUGGAUUGACCUGUUCAAGCUGUGGUCAGUUCCUCUCGACUCCGUUUGCAAUCAAGUAACGACGAAGUCGAUCGAUCAGCAGAUUAGUGAAUUUCGAGCAAAGCAUGCAAAUGUUUUCAAUGAUUCACUGGGACACUGCAGGAAAUUGAAGGUAAAGCUUUUUCUCAAACCAAAUGCUAAACCUAUUUUCUGUCCAAAGCGCCCAGUUCCUUUCAACACCAUUCCAUUGGUCGAUGCUGAACUCACACGGUUACAAUCAUUGGGCAUCCUCGAACCUGUCGAUUUCUCCGAAUGGGCUGCUCCCAUCGUGGCAGUGCGCAAACCUAACGGUCGAGUGCGCAUAUGUGCAGACUACUCGACGGGGCUAAACGAGGCGUUGGAACCAAAUCACUAUCCGCUUCCGACGCCGGAGGAAAUUUUCGCCCAACUCAACGGCAGCACCGUUUUCAGCAUCGUCGAUCUUUCCGAUGCGUAUCUGCAGCUUGAGGUGGAUGACGACUCCAAGAAGCUGCUCACAAUCAACACGCAUCGAGGAUUGUUCCGGUUCAAUCGUCUGGCUCCCGGAGUGAAAUCUGCGCCGGGCGUAUUUCAACGUGUGGUGGAUGGAAUGAUAGCAGACAUACCUGGUGUCCGCUCUUUCAUCGAUGAUGUCAUCGUGUUUGGAAAGGACAUCAGCUCACACGCAACGUCACUCAACCUACUCUUCCAGCGGCUCAAAGAGUAUGGUUUCCACGUGAAGGCUGAGAAGUGUCAUUUCUUUCAAUCACAACUCGGCUAUUUGGGGCACAUUGUGGACAAACAAGGCAUUCGUCCAGACCCCGAGAAAGUGAAGGCUAUUGCUGCACUCCCACCGCCAACCAACGUUCCCGAGCUUCGAUCGUACCUGGGUGCGGUCAACUUCUACGGUAGGUUCGUGCGCAACAUUCACGAAUUGCGGCAUCCAAUGGACCAGCUGUUGAAGAAGGACGUGAAAUGGCAGUGGACCCCGGCAUGCUAACAGGCUUUCGACCAGUUCAAAAGGACGCUUCAAUCAAACCUGCUGCUAAUGCAUUACGACCCUAAGCUUCCAAUCAUCGUGGCUGCGGAUGCAUCAAGCACAGGCAUCGGGGCAGUCAUCU
Messenger RNA from Anopheles merus, 1660 nucleotides. RefSeq lists its product as uncharacterized. NCBI's taxonomy places the organism in Eukaryota, Metazoa, Arthropoda, Insecta, Diptera, Culicidae. Bases 1 to 1539 code for a protein of 512 amino acids. The transcript has a single exon. The record is from RefSeq and is a predicted model, not a curated record.